AUGGAUGUAACAAAGGCUCAGCUCCCGGGAGAUCUCAAAUCGAAGGUCAAAGAAACGUACGAUGCCAUCGCCGCAAACUACAAUGAAUGGACUGGUCGCAACGAGACGACGCGCGAGGACUUCCUCAAGGAGCUGCUAAAGCUGCUGCCCAAUGAUCCCAGCCGCCGACUUACUGUGUUGGAGCUCGGAUGCGGCGCGGCUCUCACGUCUACAAAGAUGUUGCUCUCCGUACCCAGCGUCGACGUCAUCGCAAACGACAUGUCCGCCGCGCAGAUCGAAAGCGCGAGGGAAAACCUGGCCAACUUUGCUGAGACGGCUAAGGACCGAGUCAAUUUCAAGGAGGGUGACAUGAUGCAGCUGUCUUUCCCGGACAACUCCCUCGACGCCGUGGUAGGGCUGUACAGCGUGAUACAUCUUCCGCGGGAGGAGCAGUCGGAGCUGGUUACAAGGAUGUCCCGCUGGCUCAGGCCAGGAGGUCACAUGCUCGUCAACUUCACGUCGGGCGCAGAUGAGGCCAACAUCAACCCAAAUUGGAUUGCUGAGAAAGGCUGGAUGUUUUGGAGUGGAUGGGGUCCAGAGCAUACAACUAAAUUGCUUGAAGCGGCAGACUUCGAAAUACUGGAAGGGAAGCUCCGAGGUGACCCUGGGGACGCUAUCUUCUUCUGGGUCAUUGCGAAGAAGAAAUGA
This is a messenger RNA of Diaporthe amygdali, 687 nucleotides long. Its product is annotated as methyltransferase type 11. The transcript has a single exon. The coding region runs from base 1 to 687 and encodes 228 amino acids. Lineage: Eukaryota; Fungi; Ascomycota; Sordariomycetes; Diaporthales; Diaporthaceae. The record is from RefSeq and is a predicted model, not a curated record.